CUGCGUGCUUCGCGUCGUCCGAUGUCGUCCACUCAACAAGACGACUUCCUUCAUCAGACUAAGUCUGUUAUCAUAGCGCUCGAAUCCCUUAAGUCAGAACAAGAGAAGGCACUCAACAACUAUCAUUCUGUGAUCGGUAACGAUCGGGAAGUUGACGCCCCUCCGAAUGGCACAGUGAGCCCUGCGAAUGUUAUUAUUGAACGGAUACGAAACGGUUUAGAUGAUGCCGAUAUUUUGGUAAAGCUAUAUGAGUAUAUACAGAUAACUGACGCGGAGAAACAAAAGCUGCGGUAUCAAGCCAGGCGACUGUUUCAGGAGAAUGCGUGGUUGCGUGAAGAGCUUUCGACUACCCAGCACUUACACUGGGAAUGUGAGAAGAAGGUUGUUGUGCUUGAGGAAAAAAUCAAACAACUGGAGUUAAAUGCAGAACUUCGGAAGUAUGACUCGAAUGAGCAUGCGGAUUCGUCUGGCUUAGCUGAUGGGGACAGUACGAAUAAAAACGCUACAGAUAUGGGUUUUCCACAAGACGACGGAGAUCAGGAUGCAAUGUCACAAAGCCAAACAGUGACCAUGUCCCAAGUGGCUAGCACGUAUGAGAUCCCCACGCGACUCCGAACUCUACACAAUCUUGUAAUUCAAUACGCGAGCGAAGGUCGCUAUGAAGUCGCUGUUCCACUGUGCAAACAAGCUCUGGAGGAUCUGGAGAGAUCGAGCGGUCGGGAUCAUCCUGAUGUUGCCACAAUGCUGAACAUUCUAGCCCUGGUCUAUCGGGAUCAACAAAAAUAUCGGGAAGCAGCUACUCUACUAAACGAUGCCUUAACCAUUCGAGAGAAGACUUUGGGCCCGAACCAUCCAGCUGUAGCCGCUACCCUCAAUAACCUGGCCGUUCUCUAUGGGAAACGAGGCAAGUACAAGGAAGCUGAGCCUCUGUGCAAACGUGCCCUUCUCAUUCGAGAGGCCGUUGAGCUAUACUAUCAACGUGCACUGGAAAUCUACGUUAACACUCUGGGACCCGAUGAUCCAAAUGUCGUCAAAACAAAAAACAAUUUGGCAUCUGCUUAUCUCAAGCAAUGCAAGUACGCAGAAGCAGAAGAACUGUACAAACAAGUGCUGACCCGCGCUCAUGAAAAGGAAUUCGGUGAAGUCUCCACAACUAACAAGCCUAUUUGGAUGCUAGCCGAAGACCGUCAAUCGGGUUUGGUGACGGAUACAGAUGUGGCGCAAUCCCUGGCCGCACGGUUAUCCCGACAAGAAAGUCAAACUGUAGUUACAACUCUCCGAAACCUUGCCGCUCUUUACCGAAGACAGGGCAAGUUCGAAGCCGCAGACGUGGUUGACGAAUGUGCUGGUCGGACUUCGAAAGCACCAACAUCUGCACCGAACCUUCCACAAGCGUUAAAUGGAUCUAGAUCGACGCAGAAUCCUCGUUGGUUCCCCCCCUGUACAACGGGUAGACGAGGUGUUGCCGUACGUCCCGGUUAUUCGCAUUAUGAUGCCAGACUGGCUAUUCGUGUUCCACGCGGCCAAUACAGUCUCACAAACGAACACCAGAACGGCUCGGAUACUUUUGAUCAAGUAUCCCGUGCGUUUGACCCCAGCAUGAAAAGGGCCAGUUCAAUGUCAACCCUCCCAGGAAGUAUUAGAUUACCAUUGUCCAACCAGGAUCUGGUUCGGUUCUUUCGUGGCCCUCCCCCUUCCCACACUCGCUCCGGAAUGUUCGAUUCUGCCUGGUCAACACGUCCCAACCCUCUGAAUGGCCGUCUGCUCAGCUCGGAAAAUCUUCACCGGUAAUUGCUGCAAUACUUGAUGCAUCCGUUUCAAUUUUUCGACUUCUCGUGGUUGGUCAUCUGCCCAAUUGCAUUGUCGCACAUUUUGCCGCUUCCGCCACAAUCUCAAGCAUAGGCGAUUCUCAUUUCCAAAUCCGUUCGAAAGCACGUCCCAAUUUUCAUAGGUCGUUUUACGGAGAAACCCGUUGAUGUGGAUGCUGUUGCUGUUUUUUUUUUCAAAAAAAAAAAAUUCAUCAGCAUUCAUCCUCUAUUGGCUGUGAGGAGUCCUCUCUCUUUGGGCGUGUCAGAUUGGUUGUGGUGUUGCAGCUCCAUAUCUUAUUCUGGUACAACCUCAGAUUUUGCGGACCUCUUUCGAGGCACGCACCUUUACCCCAGUUGGUCCAUCUCUCUCUCUCUCUCUCUCUCUCGCACACACAAACACAGCAGUACUAUCGCCAUCGUUUAUGUUUUCGUUCUGAAGUCUGUUCCAUAUGUAUCAUCCGCUUUUGUUCAUCUGGAUGAACCUAAUAGCCCAUUUCUCUCACCGUAUUUUCUGUUUUCCCCUCAUGACCCACUGUCCUGCCUUUCUGACAUUCCACGUGAGUCGAACUGGUUGGGACUUGGCAGUACUACGUGCUGCUGUUUCUUUCAAUCCACUUGUAUCGUCCAGCCAAUCUGAAAAGUUAGGUGGAGGAAUAACUUCAUUUCGCUUAUUUCCGUCGGACAUCACCAUAUCGUGAAGAUUCGCCCUAAUGUGUCCCUCGUUUAUCCUUUCGACUCGUGGCUGGAUGUUGUUGCCUCCCGGUUUGUUUUAUUCUCCGCUCCAGUCUAUGAUGCUGCUUUCCCAUUCGGCGUCGAAUUUUCUUUUCUGUCUCUAGUUUCCUGUGUUUUCAUCUUUUGUUCUCCUUGGGGUGCGACUUGUUGCAAUGUAUACGAUAUUACCAAACACCGCAUCAUUGCUCUUAAAGUACGAUUUAUCUUGUUUUUUUUUCGUUGUACCACCAGUUGGGAUGUGGAAUUUCCUUAGCUACUCGCAGCAAUGUUCAGCGCAUCAAUUCGGAAAGGGAAAUCCGGUCGUACUUCAAUGGUGCUGGUAAUGAGGUUGUGUGGUGUUUCGAGUCUACGUCGGUACAUUUCCCGAUCCGUUUGAAAUGGCCGCCUAAAUCUUUGGAAUUACAGCAAACAUUUUCCAGCCGAUCAUAAAUUCCACAACUCUCUUGAAAUACUGUUAGAGAACUCCAGUUGAGUCACAGUCGACUGUCUACUAUCAGUGGAAACGCUGACAAUGGUAUGUUG
Opisthorchis viverrini is the source of this 3062-nucleotide messenger RNA. RefSeq lists its product as hypothetical. The record is from RefSeq and is a predicted model, not a curated record. The transcript has 11 exons. Gene Ontology annotation, biological process: microtubule-based movement. Gene Ontology annotation, molecular function: kinesin binding. The coding region runs from base 22 to 1791 and encodes 589 amino acids. NCBI's taxonomy places the organism in Eukaryota, Metazoa, Platyhelminthes, Trematoda, Opisthorchiida, Opisthorchiidae. Gene Ontology annotation, cellular component: cytoplasm; kinesin complex; membrane-bounded organelle.